Messenger RNA from Paramisgurnus dabryanus, 1571 nucleotides. The record is from RefSeq and is a predicted model, not a curated record. Lineage: Eukaryota; Metazoa; Chordata; Actinopteri; Cypriniformes; Cobitidae.
AAUGAUGUCUCACUUACGUGAUGACGUCGUCUAGAGCGACACAAGAUUUUCAAGAUGGUGCUUGAAAGUACUAUGGUCUGUGUGGACAACAGUGAAUACAUGCGCAAUGGAGACUUCUUACCCACCAGACUUCAGGCCCAACAAGAUGCUGUCAACAUUAUCUGCCACUCAAAAACUCGCAGUAACCCAGAAAACAACGUGGGACUCAUCACUAUGGCCAAUAACUGUGAGGUCCUGACCACCCUGACCCCUGACACUGGGAGGAUUCUGUCAAAACUUCAUGCUGUUCAGCCCAAAGGAGUUAUUUGCUUCUGUACUGGCAUCAGAGUUGCACAUCUGGCAUUAAAACACAGACAAGGAAAGAACCAUAAGAUGAGGAUCAUUGCCUUUGUUGGAAGCCCUGUUGAAGACCAGGAUAAAGACUUGGUGAAGAUGGCAAAGCGUCUGAAGAAAGAGAAAGUAAACGUAGACAUCAUUAACUUUGGGGAGGAGGAGGUGAACACGGAUAAGCUGACUUUGUUUGUAAACACCCUAAAUGGAAAGGAAGGGACAGGCUCUCACUUGGUAACUGUGCCACCGGGCCCGAGCCUGGCAGAUGCUCUUAUGUCUUCUCCCAUCAUGGCUGGUGAGGGUGGUGCCAUUAUAGGCUUGGGUCCUAGUGACUUUGAGUUUGGAGUGGAUCCCAGUGCUGACCCUGAGCUUGCGCUGGCUCUCCGCGUCUCGAUGGAGGAACAGAGACAGCGGCAGGAGGAGGAGGCACGCAGGGUAGCCGUGGCCUCUGCUGCGGAGGCAGGAGUCUCAUCACCUACUGCAGAUGAGUCUGAAAGUGCUCUGCUGAAGAUGUCUACAGCUCCUGCCCUUCCUGAUUUCAGCCGCAUGACGGAGGAUGAGCAGAUCGCAUAUGCUCUACAAAUGUCCAUGCAAGGAGGAGAGUUUGGAUCUUCAGAGGUCAUGGAUGUGGACGCGGGUGCAGCUGCAGACACUGAGACUGCUAAGGAGGAAGAGGAUUAUGACGUGAUGCAGGAUCCAGAGUUUUUGCAGAGUGUGCUGGAGAAUCUUCCAGGAGUCGAUCCCAGCAACGAGGCCAUCCGGAAUGCCAUGGGCUCCCUCGCAUCCCAGAGUAAAUCCAAACCACCUGAGGGAAAGAAAGAUGAUGAGAAGAAAUAAGACGAGAGAUGGCUGGACUGAUGUCAAGUGGAUAUCAAGAGCGAAUAACAUGGGUGAAGGGUUUAAAAGUGCAUAAGAAACAAUCACGGGAUGAUAAAAUCACAUUACUGAUAAAAUAAAAGUCAUUAAACAAUAAUGUUGAAGUGACAGACUAACUUUUCUAAAUAAAACAUAAAAAAAGUCUUGUCUGUAAUAAUGAAUGAAACUGUUAUUUUUUUCCUUAAAGUUUCAUUAUGAUAUUAACAUCUAAUCUGUAACAUUUGAAUGGAGCAGAAAAAUGCCAAACAACAUUACUUCACAUAGUAGUAUAGUAUUCACUUCAGUGUUGUUUGUUUGCUUGAUAGGUUGUUUUUUCACCCAGCUAUAUUUUCUGUCUGGUCUUUCAAUAAAUCUCUUUGUAAAUG